This is a messenger RNA of Alternaria burnsii, 729 nucleotides long. Its product is annotated as mitochondrial import inner membrane translocase subunit tim22. Gene Ontology annotation, cellular component: TIM22 mitochondrial import inner membrane insertion complex. The transcript has 2 exons. Gene Ontology annotation, biological process: protein insertion into mitochondrial inner membrane. NCBI's taxonomy places the organism in Eukaryota, Fungi, Ascomycota, Dothideomycetes, Pleosporales, Pleosporaceae. The record is from RefSeq and is a predicted model, not a curated record. The coding region runs from base 1 to 729 and encodes 242 amino acids. Gene Ontology annotation, molecular function: transmembrane protein transporter activity.
AUGUCUUUUCCAGGAGGAAUAGGAGGGGUUGGCGCUUUGCCAGCCGCCAUGAACCCUAAUGCUGGCAUGAGCGAGCAGGAGCAGCAGAUGGUGAAAGCCAUGCAAAUGGGCAUGGAGUCUUGCAUUGGUAAGACGGUAAUGGCAGGCGUCAUGGGUGGUGGUUUGGGUGCGAUGUUUGGACUCUUUAUGGCCUCGAUGCGAUACGAUACCCCAAUGUCACAACCCCUCGCUGUCAACACACCAGCUUCUAAGCCUGCCACUGCAGUCUCUGGAACAACGCCAACAGCAGGCGUCAAGCCAUCAACCAUAGCUACAAGCAACGUCAACUCUGCUUCUGCAGCUACCCUCACCACAGCGCCCUCUGCAUCCGCCACCGCUACCCUCCCAAAUCCAACCGCUACCGGAGUCGUCGAUGUCAAAGACCUUCCACUCCGCCAACAACUACGAGCUGGUCUGCGCGACAUGUAUCGAUCCUCUAUCUCCAGUGGACGCAACUUUGCCAAAGUCGGCGCCAUAUUUUCAGGCACCGAAUGCGCCAUCGAGGGCCUACGAGCUAAAAACGACUUGUACAACGGAGUGGCCGGGGGCUGUUUGACAGGUGGAAUACUGGCCAGAAAUGCCGGACCGCAGGCUGUGGCUGUGGGAUGCGCAGGUUUCGCAGUGUUCAGUGCGGCGAUCGAUGCGUACAUGCGUAUGCCAGAAGACGAAAGGAGCAAACCUAUCGCUUAA